UGACUUCUACUUACCUCUGCGUACAUUCUUUGCUUCAGUCUAUAUCUACUGAGCCUUAUCCUUCACUGUUUCUAACUACCAGGCCUCUCGCGAACACAACUUCAUACUCUGUCUGCAGCAUCCACGUUUCUCGCGACUGCAAUCCUGCCGACUAUUCCAAACAGAACAUCUGAAAACAACAUAAUGCCUUGCUACCACGAAAUGUCACCAUUCUCUCAAGUCCCUGCUCGCAUGGAGCGAAGGGACUCAGUCAGCUCUCUGGCAUCAGUCUCGUCUAUCAUGGAGGACGAUUCUUUGGUUCAUCGGCCAUCCAUGUCCUAUGUGAAUGUGCCUGACAGCUCUCUCCACGACCUCUCCGGCCAUGUUAGAACCAAUGGGUACCUUUAUAUCUGCUGCCAGUGCCAAGAUGGACCCAAAUUAUACAACAUUCAACCCCAAUGCGUUAUAUGCUCCCACGUUGUCUGCUCGGGAUGCCACCCUGUGAAGUAAUGAUCUAGAACAUUUCGACCGGUGGAGUGUUCAACUUACUAUACUUUAAUGUCGAGACGGGAUCUUACGACAGCAAUGCGUUUUUGAUGGCUAUCUGAGCGAUUUCUUUAUGAGCAUGGCACGGCAGAAACAUUCAUGGGCGAGGGAGUCUUGGGACCUCUUUUUAUCGUUAUUUUUUCUUUUCCUUUCUUGGAUUUUUAUUCUCAUGCAUGAGCGCAUAGGCUUGAGCGGUUACAGUGUUUUGAUUUUUGUGAUGUUUGAGUUUCGUGAUGGGCCAUGGGGCCGCUACAAGACAAAGUAUAGCUGGACUAUACUUAGUCUUGCAGCCG
This is a messenger RNA of Aspergillus caelatus, 818 nucleotides long. RefSeq lists its product as uncharacterized. The annotation marks the transcript as partial. The transcript is spliced from 2 exons. NCBI's taxonomy places the organism in Eukaryota, Fungi, Ascomycota, Eurotiomycetes, Eurotiales, Aspergillaceae. The record is from RefSeq and is a predicted model, not a curated record.